AUUUCCCCACAAGGCCACAAAAUCACCCCUGCUUUCUGAAAAACGCCUGAAACCCUCGCAAAACCCCAAUACACAGAUCAUCUUCUUCUUCAUUCCUGCAACUCCCUAUCAAUGUCGCUUCGUAGAUUACUCACUCAUCAUCGCACCUCUUUCUCUCUCCUCCUCCAUUCUCGCACUCUCUCUCACAUUCCCACUUCUCAUUUCAACCCUUCUCUCUUCACCCCUUCUUCUUCUGCACCACUUCCCGCCUUCCCUUCUUCCGAUUUCCUCAAAGAAUGUCGCCGGGGUUUUGCCAAAGGCCGCAAGUCAAAGGGUGAUGAUAGUGCUAAUACAACUCAAGUUGUCGAAGACAUUGGGCCUGUUGUAAAAUCAACUGCUAGUUCACAGAUGGAGGCAGCCCUAGAUGCAUUAUCAAGAGAACUAACUAAGCUACGAACAGGAAGAGCAUCUACAGGAAUGCUUGACCAUAUCAUUGUGGAAACAAGUGGUGUAAAGAUGAAUCUGAACCGAAUUGCUCUUGUCACCAUUAUUGACUCCAAAACUCUAUCAAUAACUCCAUAUGACGCAGAUACUAUUAAAGAAUUGGAGAAAGCCAUUGUUUCAUCUCCACUAGGCUUAAAUCCAAAAGUAGAUGGUCAACGAUUGAUAGCUCUGGUUCCUCCAUUAACCAAGGAGCACAUACAGGCCAUGUGUAAGGUUGUUGCUAAAUCAAGUGAAGAUGUAAAGCAAAGCAUUAGGAGAGCUCGCCAAAAGGCAUUGGAUACUAUAAAGAAAGCUGGAUACCCUAAAGACGGUGCCAAAAAAUUGGAGAAAGAAAUUGAUGAGCUGACUAAGAAGUUUGUCAAGUCUGCUGAGGAUAUGUGUAAAGCAAAGGAGAAGGAGAUAUCCGCGGGUUAAAUACUUUUAAAUGCAUUCCUUAUUUGAUCUACUCAUACUGCUACCUUAGGUUCUAAACUUAAUGUUUGGAUUAGAUGGAAUUGUUUUUCAAGGAUGCUGAAUCAACAUCAUUGUACAUUGCAAAGCUUGUUGUUAUUGGAUGCUUUAAAGAACACCGAUAAAGCCUUUUUUGGAAUAAAUACUUCACAUUUUCUAAUUGGUAUGA
Messenger RNA from Chenopodium quinoa (quinoa), 1102 nucleotides. Its product is annotated as ribosome-recycling factor-like. The record is from RefSeq and is a predicted model, not a curated record. Bases 112 to 897 code for a protein of 261 amino acids. Gene Ontology annotation, cellular component: mitochondrion. Gene Ontology annotation, molecular function: ribosomal large subunit binding. NCBI's taxonomy places the organism in Eukaryota, Viridiplantae, Streptophyta, Magnoliopsida, Caryophyllales, Amaranthaceae. Gene Ontology annotation, biological process: translation. The transcript has 8 exons.